This is a messenger RNA of Dioszegia hungarica, 2802 nucleotides long. Its product is annotated as armadillo-type protein. Gene Ontology annotation, cellular component: nuclear membrane; cytoplasm. Gene Ontology annotation, biological process: protein import into nucleus. The record is from RefSeq and is a predicted model, not a curated record. Gene Ontology annotation, molecular function: small GTPase binding. The coding region runs from base 1 to 2802 and encodes 933 amino acids. The transcript has 8 exons. Lineage: Eukaryota; Fungi; Basidiomycota; Tremellomycetes; Tremellales; Bulleribasidiaceae.
AUGGGAUUGGCAAUGGCCACCCUGACCGUCUUGCAGGCACUGCAAUCAUUAUACCACGACCCGGAACCAGCGGGAAAGCGAAAGGCGAACGAUUGGCUUCAAGAAUUCCAACACAGCAUCGAGGCAUGGCAGACAUGUCAUACCCUCCUCACUUCUCCAGCUUCACCUCUCGAAGGCCGCUUGUUCGCUGCGCAGACGAUACGAGCCAAAAUAUUGUAUGACCUCCCCCAACUUCCCCGAGAUCAGCUCCCUCCCCUCCGCGACUCGAUACUGACCUCGCUCGCACCCCUCGCCGGCACAAGUGCUCCGACAGGCUCACGAGCGAUCCUGAUUCAACUCUGUUUGGCGCUGGCGGAUCUGGCCCUACAGAUGCCAGAGUGGUCGGAUAUCGUGGGCGGCAUGAUCGAGCGCUUUGGAAAGGAUCCAGCGACCGUGAAUAUACUGCUGGGCUUCCUGAAGGCGUUGGUGGAGGAGGUGGGCAACCCGAGAUUGGUGGUAUCGGAUAUGGACAGUAUGAUCAGUUCGUCGGCCGAACCGGUAAUAGGGGUUCUAAAUAUGUAUAUACAAGCGCCAGGUAUCACUCCAGCAAUACAAGCCGCUGUAUUCGACACCCUCCGCUCCUGGCUCCAAGGUGGCGAAGUCAUGGCGUCCCGAGUCGCCUCCACACCCCUCUUCCCUGCCCUUUUCGACGCCCUCCCCUCCGACCAGCUCUUCGACUCGGCCGUCGACUGCCUCUGCGACCUCAUACACGAGACGCAAGAAGUGCAGGAGAACGUCGACGUCAUCCAAAAUAUCGUCCCCCGGAUAGUCGCGCUCCAGUCACAACUGGAAGAGCACAAGGACGACCCAGAUCGGAUACGGGGGUAUUGUCGGAUAGUCUGCGAAGCGGGCGAAACCUACAAAAACCUCAUCAUCUCCCAUAUCGACUCAUUAUUACCCCUCGUCCAGGCAAUAGCGGCAUGUGCCGCGUACCCGGAUCUCGACAUCGUCCCCAUCACCUUCAGCUUCUGGUACGGCCUCGCCACUGCUCUCGGGCGGCAACAUCCGGACAACCAAUCCACCCGACCCCUCCUAGACAUUUUCAGCAAUCUCCAAUCUGUCAUCAUCGGCCAUCUCCACUUUCCAGCCGACAACGAGCAGCAGACGGCGCAGGAGCGGGACGAGUUCCGGACGUUCCGUCAUCGGAUGGGCGACACGCUCAAGGACUGCUGUCAUGUCCUCGGCGCAACUACCUGUCUGCGGAAAUCGUACGAUCUCGUACAGGCGGCGAUGGCCAGGGGAUCGCCAACAUGGCAGGAGCUGGAAGCGCCCCUCUUCUCCAUGCGGUCAAUGGGAGGAGAGGUAAAUCCGGAUGAUGAUGAGAUUCUGCCACAUAUCAUGGAUAUGCUGCCAAAUCUCCCUGAUCACCCUCGGAUCCGGUACGCCGCCAUCCUCGUCAUUUCGCGGUAUACCCAAUGGAUCGACCGUCAUCCCUCCAAUAUCGCCUUCCAGCUGCAAUACAUCUCCCUCGGCUUCCACAUGGCGGAAGAGGAGGUGUCGGCGGCAGCAGCGCAGGCCAUGAAGUUCAUGUGCCAGGACUGCAGCCGACACCUCAUCCCCUUCCUCCCUCAAUUACACGACUUUGUCGCUACCGUCGGCGACAAGCUCGACCAGCCGGACAUGAUCGAGGUCUGCGAGGCCAUCGGGUACAUUAUCGACGGGAUGCCUCCAGACCAGGCGGCUCCCGCUCUCCAGCAGUUCUGCCAGCCGCUACUGGAACGCGUCCAAGCAGUCGCUGCGGCGACAACGCCACUGGACAAGCCGGAAUUGCAAAAGGCGGCGGAUGCGCUCGAGCAGAUCAAUGCCUUCCUACGUGUAGUCCGGACCAUCAAUCGCCUCCCGGAAUCAUGCUACCCCACCGCUCUCGCCGUUUACCAGGUUCUCGACAGCUUACUGCAAAAGUACUCCAAGCUGUACUUUAUGUCAGACCGGAUCGGCUCGGUACUUCGGCGCGGUCUCCUCUUCUUCCCUCCACAGGCGCUCGAGCCGGUACUUGCGCCCUUGCUCGAGCGUAUGGUGAGCUGCUUCGAGUUGACCGAGUAUGCGACGUUCCUGUGGAUAGCGGGGAAGGUGGCAAGCAAAUUCGGGGAUUUGACGAGAGGGCCAGGCGGGGAGGUAUUGGCGGGGCUGCUGGUGCGGACAUUCGAAAGCAUGACCACUCAAUUGAGCGUGGUGUUGAAUGGAAAGACGGCAGUAGAGAUACCCGACGUGAUGGAGGAUUUCGUCCAUACGUUCAUCGCAUACAUCACCUUCCUGCCACACGCUACUCUCUCAUCACCCCUACUCCACCUCGCCGUCUCGCACACUCUCGCCGCCCUUUCCUGCCCCGCACCCGAAACCAAUCUCGUCUGCCUUGACGCUCUCGCCAUCCUGUCGAAACGCCUCGGCGAGCAGGCCUUCCAAUCUACCCUCCAGCCGAUCUUUGCGCAGUACGGCAAGGCCAUCGUCGCGUUGUUGAUUCAGGGGAUGGUGGCGGACUUUGUCGAGGAUGGGCUGGACCAGGUACAGACGGUGCUAGCAGCGACGGUCGUGUGUGCGCCGGCACAGGAAGUAGACGGAUGGGUCGUUGAGGCGGUAGGGGGGAUUGCGGGGCAUAUCGUGCCAUUAGCGGAGAAGCAGCGGUUCUUGGAGGGAGUUCGAGCUCAUCUCUCCGCACCAUCCGGAUCCCCCCAGCUCAAACGAUCCGUCAACGAUCUCGUUCGAGCCGCCAAACGGGCGAGGGAACGGGGACGCGAGGCACGGCAGUCGAUCCCCACUCGAUAG